This is a messenger RNA of Trichoderma asperellum CBS 433.97, 237 nucleotides long. The record is from RefSeq and is a predicted model, not a curated record. NCBI's taxonomy places the organism in Eukaryota, Fungi, Ascomycota, Sordariomycetes, Hypocreales, Hypocreaceae.
CUAAAUAAUAAACUAGAUUUUAGAAAACUUAAACCAUUUAAAAUUUUAAAAAAAAUUAGAAAAGUUAACUAUAAGUUAAACCUACCCAAUAACAUAAAAUUAAAAACAGCUGUUUUUUACAUUUUAUUACUAGAAAAAGCACUAGUAAACAAAGAAACAGGCAAGCCAAUUAUAGACAAAAUCAUUAUCCAAGACAAAGAAGAAGAAUAUAAAAUUAAUAAAAUAACUUGUAUGUAA